AUGGCUACUCGUCUUGAGCUUCCUGUGUCCACCACUCAGUGUAUUACUGGCGCGAUUGUCGGAGUUGGUCUCUGCAACGGUGACUGGCGUGCCAUAAACUGGCGCAUGGUUGCGUGGAUUUACCUCGGUUGGGUCAUCACUGUACCUGUUGCAGGACUCAUUUCUGGCAUUCUCAUGGGGUUUAUCACAUAUUCACCCCACUGGUAA
Purpureocillium lilacinum is the source of this 207-nucleotide messenger RNA. The record is from RefSeq and is a predicted model, not a curated record. NCBI's taxonomy places the organism in Eukaryota, Fungi, Ascomycota, Sordariomycetes, Hypocreales, Ophiocordycipitaceae.